Molecule: messenger RNA, 2014 nt
Organism: Sinocyclocheilus rhinocerous
Lineage: Eukaryota; Metazoa; Chordata; Actinopteri; Cypriniformes; Cyprinidae
Gene: atp6ap1b
Product: ATPase H+ transporting accessory protein 1b
Exons: 10
Coding region: 47-1429 (460 amino acids)
Cellular component (GO): proton-transporting V-type ATPase complex
Molecular function (GO): ATPase activator activity
Source: RefSeq, a predicted model, not a curated record
AAAACAGUCACAUGAUCAUCAGCCAUUCACGUGACUCUCGUACAGAAUGACGGAAGUAGGAAUGCGACGCAGUAGUCUCUCAACAAUGGCCUUCACGUCGGUUUUAUUAUUUAUCUGCUCGACUUAUAGCUGUUAUGCUCAAGCGCCUUUGCUCAUGUGGACCAGUGAGGGGUCCAACAUGCCACAUCUGGCUCAACCAACAGCUGGUCAGACAGUGUCUGGUGGGCAGCUGGCGUCUUAUCUGAAAUCUGCCUUGUCCAUUGCUCCACACAGUAUGCUGCUCUUCCUACAGGAUCAGCUAAGUAUGGAAGACUUCACUAUGUACGGUGGAGUGUUUGGCAACAAGCAAGACAGUGCCUUUUUGAAUGUAGAGUCAGCACUUCAGACGUCCUCCAAUCCCCUGGUGUUGCCAGCCCUGGACUGGUCUGCAUCACAUUCCAUCCUGGAACUCCUCCAGGGAGAGCUGGGUAUCCCAGCAGUCCAGAUCGACCCCAGCACCCUGAAGGAAAUCAAGCUGAACACCGCACAGCCUUCACUACUGGCUGUCCAUCUCCCUUACACUGCUGGGGAUCAGACAAAGGAAUUGCUUUUGAAAAAUGAUGCGAUCAUGGGAGAGGUCCUCGACAUGUUCAAAUCUCUGGAUGUGCCUUACACCGCUGUAUACACCGGCCUGAAGCCUUCUAGAGUCAUUGAGGACACCCCAGUAAUGGCAGGACAUUCUGUGGGCCGAUCGCUACUUCAGGCACCACCAGAGUCACCUGUGAAACCCCCACUUGUCGUCAACAACACAGCGGGACAGCCCUGCAUCCUGCUGUGGGCCGACACUCUCCUCGCUAGUUACUCUGGGAACCAGGUUGAUCUGGCAAGAGACAUUUUUAAUGGUUCUGCUGACGUCACGGCUGGUUCUGUUUGCAAUGAAACACUGUCACGACUCGUCCUUAAUUACCGAAAUGUUCUGAAUUUCCGAUCCCUCCGGCUUAUCUUCUCUAUGCGCAAGAUCUUCUUUCCUGUAUCUGCUCGCGACUGGUCGGUGAUGGAGCAGGUGGUGCUGGAGUAUGAUGGGCAGAGGGCCAUCUUUAACGCCAGCGGUGGGAUCUACUCUCCUGCAGAGUAUUCUUUCCAUUGCCAGAGCGUGAGCAGCGCUCAGAGCCCCCUGCUGGUGCCCCGCAGUGCUACAGACAACGCUACCAUGUGGACGCUGUCCUUCACUGAUUUUCAGAUCCAAGGCUUCAGCGUUACUGGUGAAGACUUCUCGUAUGCCAGCGAUUGUGCAGGAUUCUUCACUCCGGGGAUUUGGAUGGGCCUGCUGACCUCUCUGCUCAUGGUGUUCAUUCUUACCUACGGCCUGCACAUGAUCAUGCAGGUUCGCACCAUGGACCGCUUUGAUGAUCCAAAAGGCCCAGCGAUUUCAGUGCCUCAGAGUGAGUGAUUUGAGCCGAAAACAACCAAAAACUGUCAUGUUGUCAAAAUAUCAUUGAUUUGUAUGUGUGAAAACUGAUGUGGUUGGUAAUCAGGAAUUUAUGGAUCUAGCAUGAGUGUUUUUAAGAGUAUGUAUAUUCAAAGGCAAACCAUAUUUUUCAAUUUUAUUUUGAUGUCUUGUAGAAAGUGGUGAAAUUAUUUUCAUCUCUCCCUUAUUACAUUUGUAAUUAUUUAAUAUUUUACAAUAAGGUUCUAUACAUUACAUGCACUAGCUAACAUGAAACAGUGAAUGAUUCCUUUACAGCAUUUUUAAUAUUAAUAUAUAUAUAUUUAUACAUGUCAUAUACACAUAUAUAUGAAGGAACAUGGGUUACCACUGAAUAUUAUAUGUAUUUUGUAUUUGUAAAUUAACAUUGGUCUAGAUUAAUAAAUGCUGCAAAAAGUUGUUCAUGAUACCUAAUGCAUUAAAUUGAACUUACACAUUUCAGUACACAUACAGUGCACAUGCAUGUUUCUCUGUCUACUGGUAAACUAGACAGACUUAUGAAUGCAAUAACGUCUUUGACACGUUUUGCAUUAGAACAUCUUGUGCUGU